AUGAGCCUGAGACUUGAUAACGAAACAACGACUUCGUUUACUGGACCAAGUUUUGGAAUCCAUGCUGACCAACUUUGGUGGUCAGGUAAUAUCGUAGCGUCACGAGCUCUCACCUUGACUGCAAAGAUUGUUGUUAGUCUUUUGGUCGGAUGA
Molecule: messenger RNA, 153 nt
Organism: Podospora anserina S mat+
Lineage: Eukaryota; Fungi; Ascomycota; Sordariomycetes; Sordariales; Podosporaceae
Exons: 3
Coding region: 1-153 (50 amino acids)
Source: RefSeq, a predicted model, not a curated record